AUGCAUGUUGCAGGCGUGCGUAACGACGACUAUCACAGCGAUGGCAUACCCAUGCACGUACUAGGAGUAGACAGUAAGACGUUUAUGAAAAGCUCAAACAUAUAUGUAAAUAGUAGCAACGAGCCUGGAAAGAGUAUUUAUGCUACCUCUUCGCCGCUGGAAUCACGGUCGAAUUUAACUGAGUGUCUUUCAGGGUUUGUGCGGAAGGAUGCGAAUAUCAGUCAAUCCUCACUUACAAAUAUUAGUCAAUCCUCACUUACAAAUAAUAACACUUUGUUCGGUAUGGAUCGGGGGUCAGAGUUCAACAACGUGAAUAAUAA
Sphaeroforma arctica JP610 is the source of this 320-nucleotide messenger RNA. NCBI's taxonomy places the organism in Eukaryota, Ichthyosporea, Ichthyophonida. The record is from the annotation of a RefSeq genome assembly.